This is a messenger RNA of Ustilago hordei, 2739 nucleotides long. RefSeq lists its product as uncharacterized. Gene Ontology annotation, biological process: Golgi organization; endosome organization; phosphatidylinositol phosphate biosynthetic process. The record is from RefSeq and is a predicted model, not a curated record. NCBI's taxonomy places the organism in Eukaryota, Fungi, Basidiomycota, Ustilaginomycetes, Ustilaginales, Ustilaginaceae. Gene Ontology annotation, molecular function: 1-phosphatidylinositol 4-kinase activity. Gene Ontology annotation, cellular component: trans-Golgi network; lysosomal membrane; plasma membrane. The transcript has a single exon. Bases 1 to 2739 code for a protein of 912 amino acids.
AUGGCUCCACAUCAUGACGAGGAGCGGACGUCUUUGCUCGCUUCGCAACCCAACCGCAGCAGCGGUAGCAUACGAGCGUCCCAGCAGCAAAACGACCAAGACGACUUCGACUUUGAUGCCAGGUUUCGCAAGUGGAAAGCUGCCGUCGCUCGCAAGUUUCGCGGAAAAGCACAGCGUCAAGCCAAGCCUUCCCUCUUGAUCACCCAUUUCGACGGACUAGGUCGUUCCCAGUCUCUUCUCAAUGCCAAGCGUGCUUCCGCUCUUCACCAGCAACAACAUGAAGUCACCUCGAUGACCUCGGCAGAAUUCAGGCAACAGGUCGAGCAGGUCAAGCACGCAAUCAGCAAGGGCGUCUAUCCAAAGAUGAUCACCACCGGCUCGAGCGGCUCCUACUUUGUCCGCAUCAUCGCAGACCCUUCCUCAUCUCAUACAUCCCACUCCAACUCAACACCAUUACCACCACCACCACUAUCACAGGCUCCUCUCACCACAGUCGCUGUCUUCAAACCCAAGGACGAAGAGCCAUAUGGCAACUUGAACCCAAAGCGUCAAUUCGCACGCAAGUAUCUAUGGUGGGCCAUGGGUCGACCUUGUCUCAUCCCCAACUUCUCCUAUCUCUCAGAAGUCGGCGCAUCCUACCUCGACUCGCGGCUUGCGCUUCAGAUGGUCCCCCGAACGGAACUUGUCAACCUCUCCUCGCCAACCUUUCACUAUGCAUUCAAUGACCGCAUGGCUCACGAGAAGGACCGCGUUCCGCUUCCAGAUAAGAUCGGAAGCUAUCAAACCUUCUUGAAAGGCUACAUCAACGCAUCUGACUUCUUACGAAAGCAUCCCUGGCCUUCACGUACACGCAGCAAGACUUUGCUCAUGCGCGAUAUGGAAGAUGAGAGCCGGGCCCACAAGGUCAGUCGAAAGAAGGAACCUGCUCGUCUUCGCAACUGUGGAGUUGCCAUAAAGCGAGCGUUACUUUGUCGUCCAUCAUGGGAGGAUCUUUAUGCCGACGGGGCUCCUGUCCGUAGCGAUAUUGAGAACGGCAGACAGGCCUCAACAUCGUCUCCUGAACCAGAUGGCUUCCACUGGACACCCAAACGAAUGCAGCGGUUCCGUCUGCAGCUCGAGCGACUCGUAGUCCUCGACUUUCUCAUGCGCAAUACCGACCGUGGCCUCGAUAACUUCAUGAUCAAGCACGAUGCUGACAAGGACGAGAUCAAGAUCGGUGCCAUCGACAACUCACUCUCUUUCCCUAUCAAGCAUCCUAACGAGAUUCGUCAAUAUCCGUUUGGGUGGCUCUUUUUGCCCAGUGAUCUCAUCGGAUUGCCAUUCUCAGACGAAACCCGCGAGCAAGUCUUGCCGAUUCUGAACGAUCCAGUAUGGUGGCAGCAUACAGUGCAAGGCCUUCGAAGGAUCUUCGAACAGGACCCAUACUUUGACGAGGCCAAAUUCGAAAGGCAGAUGAGUGUCAUGCGAGGUCAGGGUUGGAAUCUGGUUCAGAGCCUGCGAGCGCCGGAUGAGGGACCUCUAGAUCUUUGCGCACGAGGAAAGAAGCUUAUUCGACAAGAGGUCCAGGAGCUUUCGCCGGAGAAGCUUGAGAAGCUUGAAGGGGUCAAGGUGGCCUUAGAUUCAGAUGGGCAGGCGAUCUCGCCUCCGGAAAUGGUGGAAACGCAAGGAUCGGAAGCUGGCAAACCACCUAUUACCCGUACCAUCUCGUCAGGUGUGCUGGAAACAGAAAGGAGGCCGAUCGGGAUGCGAGCUUCUGAGUCGUACAGAAAGGCGCUUUUGCAGGCAGCCAGUACGGAGGCGAUAUCCAACGAUGAAGCGGAUGCAGAGGCGGGUGACGAGCUGGUACCUGACGUAGCCUCGGCGGCGAUUGACCGCCGAGUUUCUAGCUCGCUACCACACACCUCUAUUCUGAAAGACAAGAUGCGUGACGAUGUGGUAUCUUCAGUAGCUGCUCAACCAGAGCCAACCAAUUCGAAAAUGUUAUCACGAGGCCGCCAUCACCGUAUUGCCUCAGCACACGACGUUAGCACCUAUUCUCGUCAUCCUCAACGCGGUGCAUUCACCAGCAACAACUUCAAAGGCGCAGAUGGACACGACAGCAUCCUCGGCAGGACAGGCAUUGAAAUCCUCGAAGGACUAGAUAAAGAACGUCGACGACAAAACAAGGUUAACUUUUUCCGACCUCGACAACGAUCCAGCACCGUCUCCACCGAUCGCACCGAAGACGGCAAAGCAAUACACAGGUCAAGACAAGCCUCUGAAGACGCGGGUCGAAGCCGCAUAGCUAGACGAGCAGCAGGUGGUGAAAGGAGCUAUGAUCUCUCGAGCUCGAUCGUUUCAGACCCUGGGUUUGCUUCUUCACGAUGGCCUCGAUCGAAGUCGGUUUCGCGGCAAGGUGAGGGGAUAAUUGGAUCGCUUUAUGACCUGCUUAGUCAAGGAGAAGUGUUGUCGGAGGAAGAAGAGCAAGAGCAAGAUCAAAGUGUGGGUCAGGGUAUGAGUCGGAGAGAUAUACCCACUAUUCAAGCGGUGCUAGAACAAGGCGAUUCAGAAGAUAGGACUCAGAAAAACGAGGGAGAAGGAGCGGAAGGAUCAAGACCAAUCGCUUUCACACCACAUACUCCACAUCCUCAAGCAAUCACCAAAACCGACAGCGAUGACACAGACUCAAAGAGAACGAUCAAAGUGAUUGUAGAAAAAAUCUCUUCAGAUACAAAACAAGCUUGGUUGAAGUGGAUCUAA